AUGAAACCAACACCACUCCUAGUCUCAUUCCUACUCACCACCAUUCUCCUCUUCCUCUUCCCCACCAUCACCAUCUCACUUUCUCCAUCUCUUCCCCCUACACCCUCACCCUCAUCUUCUCCAUCACCAUCAUCAUCCUCACAAUCACCAUCUUCUGCUACUCUUGAUCCAAAGCAAAUCAAGGCCCUUCAGUCCCUCCACAUCCCCACCUCAAAGGACCCAUGUUCCCAACCCUCCCUCCACAAUGCCACAUUGUGUGACUCCUCCAAACCCUUCCGCCACCUCAUUUCUCUUCGCCUCUCCAACUGCUCAAACUACCUCUCUCUCUCCUUCACAGCCCUCAAAUCACUCUCCACACUCCACACUCUCCAACUCAUCAACUGCCCCAUCACUCUCGCUCACUUCCCUCCUCAACUCACAGCCUCUCUCCACUCCUUCACUUGCAUCAACACCCUCCACAAAAUCUCUGCCGUUUUUCUCUCUCACCUCACAAACCUCACUGAUCUCACUGUUUCGAACGUUCAACUCAAAGCCUCUGCCCCUUACGUCAUUCUCUCCCACAUGACCAAGCUCAAAACUUUGACUAUUUCCCGUGCCAACCUCACAGGUUAUCUUCCGAGACAUAUCCAUUCCAACCUUACUUACAUAGAUUUUUCCAACAACAAACUCAAAGGAACAAUACCCCCUUCUAUUACCAUGCUUGAUAGUCUUGAAAUUUUAAAUCUUUCUUCCAAUGGACUCAAAGGUGACAUACCCUCUUCUAUUGGGGACUUGAUUUCCCUAAAAAAUAUCUCCUUGGCUUUUAAUUCGUUUUCAGGGUCUGUUCCAGACUCCAUUUCUGCCAUACCCGGAUUGGCUCAUUUGGAUCUAAGUUCAAACCAGCUAAAUGGUUCCAUUCCAAAAUUCAUUUCGGAAAUGAAGAACCUCAAAUACUUGAAUCUGGCUAACAACAACCUUCGUGGCGUUGUGCCUUUCAACUCCAGUUUUAUAAAGAGGUUGGAAGUGUUGAAGGUGAGUGGGAACAGCAACUUGUGCUAUAACCAUUCAGUUCUGUCUUCGAAACUGAAGCUUGAGAUUGCUCCUUGUGAUAAGUUUGGAAUGCCAGUGUCUCCUCCACCUUCGAAGCGUUCUUCCUCUGCAGAUGAUAGCAGUGAUUCGGAUUAUAACGGGAGUGAUGAUUAUGAUGAUGGUAGCAGCCACAAAAAAGAGCAUCAUCAUGGGCCCAACAAGGUGGUUCUUGGCGUGGCAAUUGCUCUUUCUUCCAUUGUCUUUCUCAUUGUUUUCCUAAUCCUAUGCUCAAAGUGCUGUCGUUGA
Abrus precatorius (Indian licorice) is the source of this 1314-nucleotide messenger RNA. RefSeq names its product receptor-like protein 51. NCBI's taxonomy places the organism in Eukaryota, Viridiplantae, Streptophyta, Magnoliopsida, Fabales, Fabaceae. The record is from RefSeq and is a predicted model, not a curated record. The transcript has a single exon. Gene Ontology annotation, molecular function: protein binding. Bases 1 to 1314 code for a protein of 437 amino acids.